AUGGCUGACACCCCCUUGCCCGUCGUUCCUGGCACUGUCCACCUGGUCGACGUCGCCGGCCAGCUCUCGUCGGCGCACGCCAAGGGUGACAUUGAGCUUAUCCCGCGCCCCAGCGAUGACCCCGAGGACCCGCUCAAUUGGUCCGACCGCCGGAAACGCCUCUCGGCCGCCAUGAUGGUCGUCUAUACACUCGGCACCGGCUUCGCCAGCACCUUCCACUACUCCCUGCUGGCCGACAUCACCAUCGACACCGGCAUCUCCACCGCUUCGCUCGUCCAGGGCUCCGGCCUCACCUUUCUCUUCCUCGGCUGGGCCUGUCUGCUCUGGCAGCCCGUUGCCCUGACCUUUGGCCGUCGCGGCGUCUAUCUCGGCUCCACCCUGGCUAUGAUCCCCAUGAUGGUCUGGUCUGCCUACAUUCACUCCCUCGGCGAGUGGUACGCCACCCGCAUCCUCAUCGGCAUCUUCCUCUCGCCCAUCGAGUCGCUGCCCGAGGUCUCCGUGCCCGACGUCUUCUUCGCCCACAAUCGCGGCGCCUGGAUGGGCCUCUACGUCUUCAUCCUCUUCGGCUCCAACUUCCUCGGACCCCUCGUCGCCGGCUGGUUCGGCCUCGCCUACGGCUGGCGCUGGUGCAUGAAGUUUGGCGCCAUGGUCGUCGCCCUCACCCUCGUCAUCCUCUUCUUCUUCCUCGAGGAGACCAUGUACGUCCGUACCACGCUCGAGGGCCUCGAGCAACCCGACGACCAGCCGCUCUCCGACGGCCCUCUCUUUGUCGACGACGAGAAGAACCCGUCUGCAGCUGUAGCCGCCAGCAAAGACCCAGAACUGGCUGCUGUCCCCUUUCAGCCUCGCCAGACCACCCACUCCUUCGCUGCCAAAAAGGACUACCUCCAGAAGCUGGCGCCGUUUGUCAACCUGCCCGGCCGUCCCAGCGUCGAGGACAUGUUCAUCGCCAUGUACACGCCACUGCUGAUCCUCCUCCGUUUCCCCUCCGUCGUUUGGGCCGGCUUCAUCUACGGCAUCAAUCUGUCGUGGUAUAACGUGAUGAAUGGCACCGCCAGCCCCGUCCUCAGCGCCGCUCCCUACAACUGGUCCAGCGGCCUCGUUGGUUCCAUCUACAUUGGCCCCAUCGUCGGCGCCGCUGUCGGUUGCCUUUGGGCCGGUGUCGUCGCCGAUCGUAUCACUCUCUGGCUGGCCCGCCGCAACGGCGGCAUCCGCGAGCCUGAGCAGCGCCUCUGGCCACUCGCCCUAUCUUCCAUCCUCUCCUGCGUCGGCCUCAUCACCUGGGGCGUUGGUGCCGCCCACCAGGUCAAUUGGUCCGGCCUGGCCAUUGCCCUCGGCAUCUUAACCUUUUCCGUCGUCACCGGCGGCAGCAUCGCGCUCUCUUACAAUGUCGACAGCUUCAAAGACAUCAGCGGCGAGUCCACCACAGGCAUCAUCAUCGUCCGCAACACCCUCGGCUUCGGCAUAUCCUACGCCAUCACGCCGUGGUACACCAAUAUGGGCCUCCAGAACUGCUUCAUUAUGGCCGGAUUCCUGUCUCUGGGAUGCACCCUAACUUUCCUGUUGAUGAUAUGGAAAGGCAAGGAGUUACGUCGGUGGUCCGCUCCUCGCUACUGGAAAAUGGCUGAAUGA
Molecule: messenger RNA, 1632 nt
Organism: Grosmannia clavigera kw1407
Lineage: Eukaryota; Fungi; Ascomycota; Sordariomycetes; Ophiostomatales; Ophiostomataceae
Product: major facilitator superfamily transporter
Exons: 1
Coding region: 1-1632 (543 amino acids)
Biological process (GO): transmembrane transport
Molecular function (GO): transmembrane transporter activity
Source: RefSeq, a predicted model, not a curated record